Molecule: messenger RNA, 1247 nt
Organism: Eurytemora carolleeae
Lineage: Eukaryota; Metazoa; Arthropoda; Copepoda; Calanoida; Temoridae
Product: mitochondrial enolase superfamily member 1
Exons: 15
Coding region: 6-1247 (413 amino acids)
Biological process (GO): carbohydrate catabolic process
Molecular function (GO): hydro-lyase activity; magnesium ion binding
Source: RefSeq, a predicted model, not a curated record
AUAAAAUGGAUAAAUUUGAUGAUAUUAUCACUGAUCUAACUGUUGAAGAUAAAAUGGAUAAAUUUGAUGAUAUUAUCACUGAACUAACUGUCGAAGAUAUAAGGUUUCCGACUUCUUUGGAGCUAGAUGGAUCUGAUGCUCUACACCCUAGCCCAGACUAUUCUGCUUGCUAUAUAAUUCUAACUACAGCUAGAGGGGAGAAGGGAUACGGUCUGACCUUUACUCUUGGACGAGGGAACGAGAUCGUAGCCCACUGUAUUGACUCACUUAGAUUUCUUUUCUUGGGGCAGAACCUGAAGGAGAUAUUUUCAAACAUGGGAUCCUGGCUCUAUAAAGUUAACAAUGAAGGACAGCUGAGAUGGCUCGGACCAGAGAAAGGUGUUAUAGGGUUAAGUAUGGGUGGUCUGGUGAAUGCCCUGUGGGAUCUGAGGGGGCGGAUAGAAAAGAAACCAGUUUGGAAGAUUCUGGUGGAUAUGGAACCAGAGGAAAUCAUCAAUCUUAUAGAUUUUACGUAUAUAGAAGAUUGUAUAACCAGAGAGGAGGCAAAAAGUUUGCUUCUAAAGUUCAAGCCUGAGCGUGAAGAGCGUGAGAAAAAAAUAUUAGAGGUUGGGGUUCACGCCUAUACAACAGCAGUUGGUUGGUUGGGAUACUCAGAUCAGAAGAUAAGGUUAGUAGUAUACUUUGAGUAUGUCUUUGAGACAUUCUUUACAAUUCUAUACAACAGCAGUUGGUUGGUUGGGAUACUCAGAUCAGAAGAUAAGGUUAGUAGAUUGAUUGAGAACAGAAGAUGUGAAGUACUCCGGGACUGUAUUGGACCAAACAAUUACAUGAUGGUGGAUGCAAACCAGAAAUGGGGAACUCAGGAGGCAAUCAGCUGGAUGGGUCAACUGGCAAGGUUUAACCCUAUCUGGAUUGAAGAACCUACAAGUGCAGAUGACAUUCAGGCUCAUGCUGACAUCUCAAAGGCCUUGAAACCGAUGAACAUAGGAGUGGCUACAGGGGAAGCUUGUCAGAACAGAGUCAUGUUUAAACAGUUCCUGAUGUCAGGAGGAAUGCAGUUUUGUCAGGUAGAUAGUGCCCGGAUGUCUGGCUUAAAUGAGGUUCUUGCUGUUUAUCUAAUGGCAACUAAACUAGGAAUCCCUGUUUGUCCGCAUGCAGGCGGAGUUGGACUUUGUGAAAUGGUUCAACACCUCCAAACAUUUUACUUGAUCAGUCUAAGUCCUGAGACUGAGGGUCGUAGCUUUUAA